GGAGAGGUCACCGGAGCUGCGGCCGGAAGGCGAGGCCGGUGGUGCGGGCGGUGGUGCCGGUGGUGGGGACGACAGCUACGACGAGGUGUAUGCUCGGGAGAAGGAGCUGGAAGAGCGGCAACUGGAGCGGGACUGGUACGAUGCCGAGGAGUUCGGCACGGGUACGGACGACGCGGGGGCGGCUGCUCGCUUCGUGGGGGAUGAAGCGCUGUUCCAGCGCCGCACCGCCGACCUGCAGCGCCGCGUGCGCAAGGACGGCAGCACCAUGUCCCUCGCCGCCUCCCGCCGCGCCAACGAGCUGGAGAAGGCGCUCAACGCGUGGGAGGAGAACCGGCUGCUGACCAGCGGGGUGGUGCGGCUCAAGGAGGUAUCCCUGGACUUUGCUGACGAGGACGAGGCGCGUGUGAUGCUGCUGGUGCACGACACCAAGCCGCCCUUCCUGGAGGGGCAGGUGGUCAACAACAAGCAGGCCGACAUCGUGUUGCCGCUGAAGGACCCCACCAGCGACAUGGCGGUGAUCGCUCGCAAGGGCUCGGGGCUGGUGAAGCAGGUGCGCGAGAAGAAGGAGCAGCACAAGAGCCGGCAGCGGUUCUGGGAGGUGGCGGGCUCCAAAAUGGCCCAGAUCACGGGUCUCACGGGCGAGGAGGCGGCGGCUGCAGCGGAGGCGGAGGCGCAGCGGGUGGAGGAGGACAAGGAGGGGGAGGACUACCGAGCCGCAAGCCAGUUCAAGAGCCACCUCAAGAAGUCGGAGGCUGCCAGCGAGUUCAGUCGCAACAAGUCGCUGGAGCAGCAGCGGAGGAGCCUGCCCGUGUACGGAGUGAGGGACGAUCUGCUGCAGGUAAUCCGCGAGAACCAGGUGGUGGUGGUGGUGGGUGAGACGGGCAGCGGCAAGACCACCCAGAUGACCCAGUACCUGCACGAGGAUGGAUACACUAAGUACGGCACAAUUGGUUGCACGCAGCCCCGGCGAGUGGCGGCCAUGAGUGUGGCCAAGCGCGUGAGCGAGGAGAUGGGGGUCGAACUGGGGGCGGAGGUGGGCUACUCCAUUCGUUUUGAGGACUGCACCUCCGACAAGACGAUCAUCAAGUACAUGACGGACGGGGUGCUGCUCAGGGAGACGCUGAUCAACGAGGACGUGGACAGCUACAGUGUGGUGGUCAUGGACGAGGCGCACGAGCGCUCGCUCAACACGGACGUGCUGUUUGGCAUCCUCAAGAGGGUGGUGGCCAGGAGACGUGACUUCAAGCUCAUCGUCACCUCCGCCACCCUGGACGCCCAAAAGUUCUCCGACUUCUUCGGGUCCGUACCCAUUUUCACCAUCCCAGGCCGCACCUUCCCCGUGGACAUUCUGUGGAGUCGCACCGUGCAGGAGGACUAUGUGGAGGCGGCGGUGAAGCAGGCCGUCACCAUCCACCUGCGCGACGGUCCGGGUGACAUCCUCAUAUUCAUGACGGGCCAGGAGGAGAUCGAGGCCACCUGCUUCAGCCUGGCUGAGCGGCUGGACCACAUGCGCUCCUCGGGUAGUGACAUCCCCGAGCUGCUCAUCCUGCCCAUAUACAGCCAGCUGCCCUCAGACCUGCAGGCCAAGAUCUUCGACAAGGCGGACGAGGGGGUUCGCAAGGUGAUCGUGUCCACCAACAUCGCGGAGACCUCGCUCACGGUGGACGGCAUCCUAUACGUGAUCGACACGGGGUAUGUGAAGAUGAAGGUCUACAACCCCAAGAUGGGAAUGGACGCGCUGCAAGUGUUCCCCAUCAGCCAGGCGGCGGCGGGGCAGCGGUCGGGGCGGGCGGGGCGCACCGGACCCGGCACCUGCUACCGACUCUACACGGAGAGCGCGUUCAGGCACGAGAUGCUGUCCAUGAACGUGCCCGAGAUCCAGCGCACCAACCUUGCUAACGUGGUGCUGCUGCUGAAGAGCCUCAAGGUCCACGACCUGCUGGAGUUCGGUUUCAUGGACCCGCCCCCCCGCGACAACAUCGUCAACUCCAUGUACAACCUCUGGGUGCUGGGGGCGCUGGAUAACACGGGCUUGCUCACCCCUCUGGGUCGCCAGAUGGUGGAGUUCCCGCUGGACCCGCCGCUGGCCAAGAUGCUCCUCAGCGGGGCGGCCAUGGGGUGCAGCAACGAGGUCCUCACAAUCGUCUCCAUGCUCUCCGUGCCGCCAGUCUUCUUCCGCCCGCCCGACCGGGCCGAGGAGAGCGACGCGGCGCGUGAGAAGUUCUUUGUUCCCGAGAGCGACCACCUCACCCUGCUCCACGUGUACAACCAGUGGAAGAACAACGGGUACAGGGGUGACUGGUGCGACCGGCACUACCUGCAGGCCAAGGGGCUGCGCAAGGCCAAGGAGGUGCGGCAGCAGCUGGCCGACAUCCUGACGCAGGUGGGGCUGCCCGUCAGCAGCGCCGGCAGCGACUGGGACAUUGUGAGGAAGGCCAUCUGCUCCGCCUACUUCCAGAACGCCGGCAAGUUCAAGUCGGUGGGCGAGUACGUCAACUGCCGCACCGGCAUGCCCUGCCACCUGCACCCAAGCUCCGCGCUGUACGGGCUGGGUUACACGCCCGACUACAUCGUGUAUCACGAGCUGGUGUUCACCACAAAGGAGUACAUGCAGUGUGUGACGGCGGUGGAGCCCGAGUGGCUUGCGGAGCUGGGGCCCAUGUUCUUUAGCGUCAAGGAGGUGGGUGGCAGCCUGCUGGACAGCAAGCGCAAGCAGCGGGCGGACAAGGAGGCCAUGGCGGCGGAGAUGAAGGCGGCGCAGGCCAAGAAGGCGGAGGAGGAGGCCGCAGCUCGGGCGCGUGUCGAGGCGCAGAGGAGUCGGGAG
This is a messenger RNA of Astrephomene gubernaculifera, 2824 nucleotides long. NCBI's taxonomy places the organism in Eukaryota, Viridiplantae, Chlorophyta, Chlorophyceae, Chlamydomonadales, Astrephomenaceae. The record is from the annotation of a GenBank genome assembly.